This is a messenger RNA of Choloepus didactylus (southern two-toed sloth), 2080 nucleotides long. RefSeq names its product prolyl 4-hydroxylase, transmembrane (gene P4HTM). The transcript has 9 exons. Gene Ontology annotation, molecular function: calcium ion binding; L-ascorbic acid binding; procollagen-proline 4-dioxygenase activity. Gene Ontology annotation, cellular component: endoplasmic reticulum. NCBI's taxonomy places the organism in Eukaryota, Metazoa, Chordata, Mammalia, Pilosa, Megalonychidae. The coding region runs from base 119 to 1894 and encodes 591 amino acids. Gene Ontology annotation, biological process: peptidyl-proline hydroxylation to 4-hydroxy-L-proline. The record is from RefSeq and is a predicted model, not a curated record.
CGGGGGCGAGAACAUGUCGAGCAUACCUUUCUGGGAGGAGGAAAGGGGGCAUGUAAACCGGAACCGGGAAACGGAGAAACCCCCUUAACCAUCUUAGGCACCCUUAAGCUCUGCCUUAAUGAUGCUGUUUUUAUCUGCAUCUACAUUGAGGGGUAAAGGGGAGUUACCGGCUUCUGCCCUGAAGAGGUUGCAUCGCUCCCUAACCCAGCUCGGGAAGAAAAAAUCCAGUGUGUAUCCGGGUCCGGGGCGCAGAGAGGCCGAGCACAGCCUGGCCACGGCGGCUCCCGACAAACGCAGCAUCCCCGGGAGCCUCCUCUUAGUGACCGCGGAGCGCGCGGACUCGGCGGCCGUUGUCCAGGCGACGGCGCGGCGCGGGCACCCCUGCGGCCCCUCCCCUGGGCGCGCGCGCGGCCUGGGCGCCAUGGCGGCGGCGGGCGAGGCCGCGGGUCCGCAGUGGGCACCGCCUGAGCGCGGCCGGGUCCAAGCGGUGGCUGGGUUGGGCAGCGGCGAGGAUUCGCCGGUGCGGCCACUAUGCAAGCCCCGCGGCAUCUGCUCCCGCGCCUACUUUCUGGUGCUGAUGGUGUUCGUGCACCUGUACCUGGGCAACGUGCUGGCGCUCCUGCUCUUCGUGCAUUACAGCAACGGCGACAAGAGCACCGACCCCGGGCCCCAGAGCCGCGCCCAGAAUCCAGGGCCCGCGCCAACCUUGGGCCCCCUCACCAGGCUCGAGGGCAUCAAGGUGGGGCACGAGCGCAAGGUACAGCUGGUCGCCGACAAGGACCACUUCAUCCGAACUCUCAGCCUCAAGCCGCUGCUUUUUGAAAUCCCCGGCUUCCUGAGUGACGAGGAGUGUCGGCUCAUCAUCCACCUGGCACAGAUGAAGGGGUUGCAGCGCAGCCAGAUCCUGCCCACUGAGGAGUACGAGGAGGCAAUGGGCACAAUGCAGGUCAGCCAGCUAGACCUCUUCCGGCUACUGGACCAGAACCGUGAUGGUCGCCUGCAGCUCCGUGAGGUCCUAGCCCAGACUCGCCUGGGAAACGGAUGGUGGAUGACUCCAGAGAGCAUUCAGGAAAUGUACUCUGCGAUCAAGGCUGACCCCAAUGGUGACGGAGUGCUGAGCCUGCAGGAGUUCUCCACCAUGGACCUUCGGGACUUCCACAAGUACAUGAGGAGCCACAAGGCCGAGACCAGCGAGCUGGUGCGGAACAGCCACCACACGUGGCUCUACCAGGGUGAGGGUGCUCAUCACGUCAUGCGCACCAUCCGCCAGAGGGUGCUGCGCCUCACCCACCUGUCACCUGAGAUCGUGGAGCUCAGCGAACCGCUGCAGGUUGUGCGUUAUGGCGAGGGAGGCCACUACCAUGCUCACGUGGACAGCGGGCCUGUGUACCCGGAGACCAUCUGCUCCCACACCAAGUUGGUGGCCAAUGAAUCUGUACCCUUCGAGACUUCCUGCCGCUACAUGACGGUGCUGUUUUAUUUGAACAACGUCACUGGCGGGGGUGAGACUGUCUUCCCUGUAGCAGACAACAGGACCUAUGAUGAAAUGAGUCUGAUUCAGGAUGAUGUUGACCUCCGUGACACUCGGAGGCACUGUGACAAGGGGAACCUGCGUGUCAAGCCCCGGCAGGGCACAGCAGUCUUUUGGUACAACUACCUGCCUGACGGGCAAGGCUGGGUGGGUGACGUGGACGACUACUCGCUGCAUGGAGGCUGCCUAGUCACGCACGGCACCAAGUGGAUUGCCAACAACUGGAUCAACGUGGACCCCAGCCGUGCGCGGCAGGCGCUCUUCCAGCAGGAGAUGGCGCGCUUGGCCCGCGGGGGUGGCGCCGACACGCAGCCCGAGUGGGCCCUGGACCGGGCCUACCGUGACGUGCGUGUGGAGCUCUGAGGGGGCCCGACUAUCCCCCUGCCCUGCUGCAAACCAAAGGCCUGGCCAAUGUCUUGCCCCACUCCUGCCUCCAGCCGCGAUUAGGACGCAGUUUCUAUACUCGUGUUAUUUAUUGUGUACAGACCCCUGUUGCCCCGAGAACGUCAAAUAAAACCCACACGGCUUCCAGUCUCGGGGCCACAAACA